Messenger RNA from Rhagoletis zephyria (snowberry fruit fly), 4053 nucleotides. RefSeq lists its product as uncharacterized. Gene Ontology annotation, biological process: DNA integration. NCBI's taxonomy places the organism in Eukaryota, Metazoa, Arthropoda, Insecta, Diptera, Tephritidae. Gene Ontology annotation, molecular function: nucleic acid binding. The record is from RefSeq and is a predicted model, not a curated record.
AUGGAUCACUCACAAUUCAAGGCAUUGUUCGAGGAAUUGCAAGUACAAAAUCAACAGAUUUUGAAGCAACACCAAGAAGAAAAGAAUUUGAUGCAACAGCAUAUGAAACAACAGCAGAAUCUGAUUGAGCGCAUUCUUCAAGGUCAACCGGCACAGAUUGCAGAUCAAGCCGUUCUUGCUCAAGAUUCAACAGCAUUUAAAGUUAAAUGUUUGGCCGAUUCUAUGGUCAAUUUUGAAUAUGACCCAGAUAAAAAUCAAACGUUUGAGGCUUAUUAUGAACGGUAUGAGUCGGUUUUUACAAAUCAAGCAGAGUGUCUGGAUGAACCGACAAAAGUUUAUCUUCUUUUCCAAAAAUUCAAUCAGGAACAGUAUCAACGUUAUGCGGAUUCAAUAUUACCUCUUAAACCACAAGAUUGUACAUUUGCUAAUACUGUGACAACACUUAAGAAACUUUUCGGUUAUAAAGAAACAAAGUUCGCAAUGCGUCAUAGGUGUUUUAACCUCGCAAAGUUAGACCAUGAGGAUUUUAGCAUGUAUGCCGCUCACGUCAAGGACUCGCUUAUCCUGGAAAAGCUUCUAACGAAAGUUGACAAUCAGGAUAUAGAGUUGGAGAGGGUAACAGAUGCGGCUGCACGUGCAGAGGUUCACAAGCUAAAUUUGCAGGAUCUGAUCAACGAAGCCGAGCGUAUAAUUUGUUUGAAGCUUGACAAGGGUAAAGUUGGCGAGGCAUUCGCUGCUCAAGAAGUUCAUUCUGUUCAACAAAAUAAAAACUCAAAGUCAUUAGUCAACAAAGACAAGUCAAUGGUUCGGAACCAAAGAAACGACACUCCUCGCUUGGCCUGUUUUCGUUGCGGCGAAAUGCAUUGGAGUGAUAAUUGUCCAUGCAAGGACAAGCAGUGUGGCGAAUGUAAUGAAAAAGGGCAUAAGACAGGUUUCUGUGCUUUUAUGAAAAAUUUCAAGGGAUAUAAAUCAUCCAGCAAGAAAAACCACAGUUCGAAUCUAGUUGAAGCUAACGUUCACGCAAUCUCUAACCGAAAGUAUAUCAGUCCAGUUGUAAACGGAACUGUAAUCAAAUUGCAGGUUGAUACUGCUUCCGAUAUAACAAUCAUAUCAAAAUCAAAUUGGAUUUUAAUCGGACAACCAAUGCUGUCAUCUGAAAUACGCACCAAUGCCACAAGCGCAUCAGGUGCUGCUAUUCCAAUUUUGGGUGCCUUCAAUUGUGGCAUUAAACUAAAUGGGAAGGAAAAACGCGGAAUUUGCUACGUUACAUCACUUGAAUUGAAUCUUUUUGGCAUACCUUGGAUUACUUCUUUCGAUCUUUGGAGUGUUCCCUUUGAUUCUGUUUGCAAACAUAUAAAAUCAACUGGUGAUGACUUGGCUAUUGAAGUUUGCGAAAAAUUUCCGCAGCUUUUUUCCGAGGGACUUGGCUGUUUCAACAAAGGAAAAGUUUCUCUGAAGCUCAAGCCUGGAGCCCAUCCAAUAUUUCGGAAUGCUCGACCAGUUCCGCAAGCAGCUCGCGAACCCAUUUCAAUUGAACUGGAACGCCUUCAACAUCUUGGCAUUAUCAGUCCAAUCAAGUAUUCCCAAUGGGCAGCACCUAUCGUGGUUGUUAAAAAGAAGAAUGGCAAAUUGCGAAUCUGUGCUGAUUAUUCAACUGGUCUUAACAAUGCACUUGAGCCAAACAUGUACCCUUUGCCGACACCCGAUAUAAUUUUCGCUAAGUUUGCAGGAAAGACAAUAUUCAGUACCAUAGAUUUGUCCGACGUUUUUUUUCAAGUCGAGGUUGAUGAUGAUUCCAAGGAAAUUAUGGCAAUCAACACUCACGUUGGAAUGUUUAAAGUAAAUCGCCUUCAGCAAGGAGUCAAAACAGCGCCUGGGGAAUUCCAAGCCAUAGUUGAUAAAAUGCUCAGUGGAACCUCAACAUUUGGUUUUAUCGAUGACAUGAUCACAGCAGGAGAGAACCUUGACGAUCACAAACAGCAGCUCUUCAAGACGCUUGAACAGCUUCAAAUUUAUGGUUUUAAAUUAAAUAUUAGCAAGUGUUGUUUUGGCAAGUCGUCAGUUAACUUUUGCGGCCAUAUCAUCGAUGAGAAAGGCAUCAGGCCAAAUCCUGAAAAAAUUUGGGAAGUUCAAUCAGUUCCUCAACCUAAACACGUUAGCCAAUUGCGAUCAUUCCUAGGUUCAGUGAACUACUACGGCAAGUUUAUCAAGUCAAUGAAGCAGUUGAGAGGUCCAUUGGAUGACUUAUUGAAGAAAGAAGCAAAAUUUGAAUGGCAAAGCAUUCAUAAAGAAGCAUUCGAUCAACUGAAGAAGAUUUUGUCAUCAGAUUUAGUUCUUACGCAUUUCGACCCAAGAAAAGACAUUGUACUGGCUACUGAUGCAUCAAAAGACGGCAUGGGGGCAGCAUUAAUGUAUCGUUUCAAGGAUGGAUCUCUUCACCCAAUAAUGCGUUUUGCUGCAACAUUCAAUGAAGCUGAGAAAAAUUACUCUCAAAUCGAAAAGGAAGCUCGUGCAUUCAUAUUUGGUUUGAAACGAUCUCACAUUUAUAUCGCAGGUCGACGUUUCUUCGCUCAAGUCGACCACAAGCCCUUGCUCGCUAUCUUUGGAUCAAAAAGUGGUAUCCCAGUUUAUACGGCUAACCGUCUACAACGCUGGGCGCUCAUCGUUUUAGCUUACGACAUUAAUUUUGAGUUCAUCGGUACAAACAGUUUCGGAUAUGUUGAUGUUGUAUCCCGACUGAUGUCUGAAUACACCAAACCCGACGAAGAUACUGUCAUUGCAUCUAUUUCGUGGAGUAAUGAAAAUGUAGAAGAUAUAUCUUGUUUUGCCAUUCAAUCAGCAAAACAGCUACCAAUCACAUUCAAAGAUAUUCAAGUAGCCACCAACGAUUGCCCGACACUCAAAAAGGUCAUUGAAUUUGUAUCGCAAGAUAAAUGGCCCAAGUUUUGCAAGCAAGUAAAAGAAAUUGAGGUAGCCGCUUUCUUUCCAUAUCGCUACGACUUGAAGGAAGCCCAAGGUUGUUUGUUCAGAGGCGAACAAAUUAUUAUUCCGUUCAAACUGCGUAAGAAAAUAAUUGGAAGUCUUCAUGAAGGUCAUCCAGGUGUGUGUCGUAUAAAGCUGUUGGCUGCCGACAAAGUGUUUUGGCCAAGAAUGUCUAAAGAUAUUGAACAGAUCGUGAAAUCGUGUGAUAGCUGUGCUAAGGCAGCGAAAACACCAAUCAAGUGCACUCUGCACCCUUGGCCAAUGCCAAUAGCACCAUGGAUUCGAGUUCAUCUCGAUUACGCUGGUCCAAUAGACAAUUAUUACUUUCUGAUUAUCGUCGAUGCUUUUAGCAAGUGGCCGGAGAUUAUCAAAACUAAAGUAACCACCAGUGAAAAAACUGUUGAUAUGUUUGAUGAUGUAAUUGCGCACCAAGGUUUAUGUGAAAUUUGUGUCACCGAUAACGGACCACAGUUUGUUUCAUGUACAUUUGAAGAUUAUUGUAAAUUUAAAGGCAUCAAACAUUUGACGACCUCAUUUUACAGUCCACAGUCAAACGGUCAGGCAGAACGAUUUGUAGAAUUAUUUAAGAAAGGAAUUGGAAAGGCAGCAGGGAAUAUUGACCAGAAGUUACGCGAAUUCUUGUUUUCAUAUCGAUAUACACCUUCUUACCAUCUUGGAAUGAAAUCGCCGUUUGAAUUGAUGACAGGCCGUCCGAUGCGAACAAAAUUAGAUCUUCUGAAGCCAAAAAACCUUUCAAAUUCGAUUUCAAGCACGAAAAUGGAAGAUCAAUUUAAUUACCACCAUGGUGCGAAAUGGAGAGAGUUCAAUGUUGAUGAUGAGGUUUACUAUCAGCUUCAUUCAACUAGCAAAGUGUGGGAAUGGGUUCCAGGUAUAAUUAAAAGUCGAAAUGGGGCUGUCAAUUAUACUGUGGAUGUUAUAACACCUUCGGGUAAUCGCAUUGUCAAGGCUCACGCUAACCAACUUAAGCGCCGUUACUCUAAAAAUGAAAUGCUAGAGUGGUUCAAAUUGCCAGAUUUCGAAGACAAUCUAUCACUAAAAGCUGCAGCUUGA